GCACAGCACCAAAAACCAAGUAAACGAGCCCAACAUGGCAUCAGGAGGCUCCUCAGGUCAGUCAGGCUUCAGGCUGGGCCGCAGCAAGAAAAACCCUGGCGUUCUGGACCAAAUCGGGAAGUUCUUUGGAGGGGACAAGAAAAGGAAGGGCAAGGGCUCUUUCCGCGGUGCCCUGUCGGCCUCACCCCAGCGGGCCACGCACUCCUCUCCCCGCCGCAAAGGAGACCAAAGUGCUGUGGCGCAUUUCUUCAGGUCCAUCGUGUCUCCUGCCCCGCCCAAGUCUAGGUGGCAUUCUUUCACAGCAAAACUAGGCCUGGGUGACCAGAAGACGCAGGCUUCCGCUAAGGGCCAGAAAGGACGGCCAGCAGACGGCCAGGGCACCCUGACCAAAAUCUUCAAAAUGUGAUGUGAAUCCUCACCCUGUCCUAGGAGGAAGCCGAGCCGCCUCACCGGCCAAGCGCUGAUCGCCCCCCCCCCCCCACUUUUUCCUUUUCCUUGUUUGAAGAUUAGUACGUGAAAGGAGAGCAAGAGAAGACGGACAAGCUUCUUUUUUUUUUUUAACACUUUCACCUUUUUCCUUCUCAAUCUCCUGCACUAACUUGCACAUGAACGUGCUUCCUUGCAUGGUGCAUGGCUUUGUGUAAAUACUGUCUACUCAGUUCCAGCCAUACUAGUCAAAUCCUCCCAUCUCCUUUUCAUUCCUGUCUGCGUCUUUUACUUAUUUGAGUGCUAACUCUUCUGGACUCCAGAGGAACGCUUCUGCAAAGCUCCUCCCAAAGCGUCUGAGGCUUUGGUCCAGUCUGGGCAGCUUUAGUCCUGUGGCACUGUCUUUGUUUUGUCUGUACAAGCACAUUUGUUUGCUUAUAAUGACUAUCAUUUUGUCUGUAGCAGUGUGUUUGUCAUUGGAUUGCUCAGCUAUGAUAGCAUGCAGAAAUGGCCAGUGACCUUUACUCAGUUCCAUGUACUUCAGUAACAUUACAAUGGAUUCUGCCUAAAUGCUAAUACUUUAAAUAACUUCUAUUAUAAGUAAAUCUGUGAAUAAAGUCAGUCUUAGUUCUGCUUACAGGCAUUACAGGCAAUCUUUUUUUUGGGGGGGUUUAAUUUAAUUCUGUUCUCUGUUCUCAGCUUUUCACUUUAACCUGAUAAAUUAAUACUGAUAAAUGCUGGAAGUUCUACUACAGUUCCAUGGGGAAACAAUGGGCACUCCAGCAGCUUCUGUACUAGAUACUUUUCCUACUUGCUACUUGAGUCAAUAUUAUCAUAAUAACAAUACUUUUACUGGAAAAUGGGUUUAUGGUUACUCAACACACCUCUGAUAGUACUGUAAUAAGCCUCAUCUUUAGAGAUGUAUUGAUCAUUGCACAUGUUUAACACGUUAAUGCACACAAUUUAAUGCAUUUCCCCCACUUUGAUAUGGUCUUGUCUGAAAUUUGCUCUUUCCAAAUGUAUUUUAUAUGGUCGACCAGUGGCUGAGAACUUUACUGAUUUAAGAACAAGUUAUUUGAAAAUGACUGUACUGUGUCAUGUUCAUAUAUAACUGAUAAAUUAGACAACUUUAACUGAUGGAUUAACUGAAUUAGUUUCUGGACAGCACUGGAAGGUUUUCUGAAUGGCCCACAAAGGCAUGGCGCCACCCCUUGACCUCUGACUCUUUUAAGUCAAUAUAAUGAACCCUGUACAAACUGGAAAUAAAAGGGUACACAGCUAGCAAAUACAAAGCCAUAGAAGUCUGUUUCUGUGUUUGUCAGUAAGAUUGCUAAUUGAGUGAUGGGAAUCAUUAAAAACUCAAAAAAGGA
This is a messenger RNA of Pygocentrus nattereri (red-bellied piranha), 1796 nucleotides long. Its product is annotated as myelin basic protein-like. Bases 35 to 406 code for a protein of 123 amino acids. The transcript has 7 exons. Gene Ontology annotation, cellular component: internode region of axon; compact myelin; cell periphery. Gene Ontology annotation, molecular function: structural constituent of myelin sheath. Gene Ontology annotation, biological process: myelination. The record is from RefSeq and is a predicted model, not a curated record. Lineage: Eukaryota; Metazoa; Chordata; Actinopteri; Characiformes; Serrasalmidae.